GAAAAUGUUUUGUAACAGCCAGUUAUUGAAAUGUAUUCCACAGAAAGAGUGAGCAUAUGAAAUAAAAGGAAUAAGAGAGAUGUUUCUAAAUGGGGACUAAAAGUGAUAAGGCGCAUGUAGUGACAGCUUGUUACUACCAGAGCUUUCAAAAAGAUCUAGAACAUACAUAGCAGAUGGUAUACGUGGCAGUGAUCCCUAUGUCGACGAUAGAUACUUGUUCCCCGGUUGGUACAGAGGAGUACUGAACAAUCAACAGUAUCUUAUGCCGGACUUGAAUUCAAAACCAAAGUAUAAGCAGUGUGGAACUGUCCAGCCAAUCUAUCUAAAAGAAUUGCACCCAGACGUAAACAGUUUGACCGAAACAUCACAAUCACUAGUUGCUUGUGAAUUCUAUCCCUUUGAUAGCUGUCUUAACGAAAUCAAUAUAGCCAUUAGAAAAUGUGGCGAAGAAAUCCAGUACUAUCUCAAGGGAACCAGCUCUAACUCAGCAUUUUGUUUUGAUCCACCAGACUUGCUAAACGUCACAGAUUUACCAACUGCUCCAACCGUUAAUCUUGGAACAUUGGCUGUUAAGCCGGACCUACGAUUCAAAGAAACCGAAGCAAGUGGUGUCAUUUCAUUGCUACCUUUCCUAGUUUUCAUAUGUGAAGAGACAGGAGGAGACAACAAGGACGGACUGACCUUGUUUUACACUACGUACUGGUAUAUUGAUGACAAACUCUUAUUUACGCUAGACAAUUCAAGUGGACUGAGCAUAUUAACAGAAGAUAGUCUCAUAUCAAAUGAUUUUAGUCUCGGCAUAAUGGUUCGAUGUGGUGCAAAACUUGCAAGAGAUUCAACUGGUCUGAAAACGAAUCUAACUAGGAGUGAAAAUUUCUUCGCAGGAAUUAAGCUUAGUGAAACAUCAGUAACUAUGUCAAGAAAUGAACAAAGAACAAUAACAUUCACACCGACGAUUCCAUACGGUUGUUAUGCAGUUCAAGGCGAUAUACCAACAGGCAAAUGCAAGACAAAAGUACACAUGACUGUUCCAGAGCCUGAUACAUGUGAGCUUUCUGACACUAAUUCAGGCAGCCAAAAUAUUUUGAACUACCACACCAGUCAACAGGCAAUUUGUGGCUUUGAAAUUGAGGGCUGUUAUCCAGGCGAUUGCAGUACACCAAUGAGAACAGCUUCUAUGAAUAUCACUACGAGAUUCCUUAGUAACGAUGACCCAGACUCGUAUAGACUUCGAAUGGUGACUCAAAACGCAAUGACACACAAAAUUUGGAAAGGCUAUAGUCUCGAUGAAGUCGUGGUAAACAUCAAGGACGACAUCAGUUUUGAAAAUAAAGUGUGUUUCUCUCAUGUGGAUCCUCAUAUGCAAACAGCGGAUGGAAAGCCAUAUGAAAACAACGAUUUCCCUGGAGAAUUCAUCUUAUAUAUGAAUACAGAAUACAGUAUCAUGGUUCAGGAAAAAACAAUAUCGUGUUUCUCUGACGAUGAUGGCAGACCCUUCUGUACGUGUGCAGUAGCUGUACGAGCUGGCGGCGAUAUUUUCCUAAUAAAUUUGUGUAAUGAUUUAAAAUUCAUAGGAAUGACAUCAUGUAAAGAUAAUGGUGCAUUGGUUAUCCGGCAGCAGGACGAGUUUAAUUACCAGGUUGAGACAAAUAUAGGCACUUUAAUAAAAAUACGUAUCAGACCAUAUUCGAGGUACGAAGAAUUAAUGAACAUUGAUAUAGUCAUGGCACCGAAGGACUAUACUUCAAUAAGAGGACUAUGUGGAACGUUUGACAAUAACAGGAAUAAUGAUUUUCAUGACAGAAAUGGAAAUGCAUUACCCGAUCGUUUGGAUUUCUUAAAUGCAUGGAAAAUUGGAGCAGACGACACGAACUACCUAAAGCCCACGUGUAGAUCUAAUGUAACGACUUGGGAAGAAGAUGGUCAGCAACUGUUUUGUUCUUGCAAUUGUUAUGGUGAUGAAAAGGCAUCCUGCCAAGCACCAGAAACAGAAGCUAUCUGUUCACCGUCCCAGUACAUCAACUGCACUGUUAAACUACAGAAAACGGAAGACCUGUGUACAUAUUUCUCGCACAAGUGCCAAAGCCAGAAUCGGAAGAGGCGUUCAGGGUUUAUAGCUGACCCUGAAAAGGAAAUGAAACGAAAGUUAGCAUUAGCAGAAAAAAGAAAUCUAUCGAGACGGAAGCGACAGUUGAAUGAACAGAGCAGUCUCUCUAAAGAAGAAGUGAAGGAACUAUGUACAAGUGUUGUCACAAAAUCAACUGCUGUUGAAAACUUUUCUAAUCUACUUGGGGGAUACAAUUAUUCAUUAACAAUCGAACACUGCAUAUUUGACGUUUAUGAGAGUAAAGAUACUGGCUGGGUAGAAGCCCAAGACGUUGCUCUGAAAGAUGCUGUACAAAUGGGAUUCAAACGAAACGCCAACUUUACUGAAAUGCACAAAGAUGUGUUGGUCGAUUUUAAGAAACAAUUCUGUCCUUUGAAUUGCAGCGGAAACGGAAACUGCACAGAGGAAGGUGUAUGCAUUUGUGCCAGAGGCUUUUUUGGCCCGGACUGUAGACAUGACGUAACUAAUCCACCUACGAUAGAGGAUGUAGAAGGUGGGGGUGUUUGCGAUAUACGUUAUGGGAGUGAAUGCAGAUGUUUUGAAGUGCAAACAGAUACAUUGGCAGAGUCUUUUCACUGUCGCAGAGUAUCAAGGAGUGUGGAUAUCAAUGGCACUUCAGAGACAUUAGAUGUUGCGAAAGUGAGUGGCAAAUACAUAAAUAUCUUUACAGGCGAAUGUUGUUUUGAAUCUCACAGAGACAGACGAUCAGUGUCUACAUUCAUCAAAGUCAUGCACUAUGAAUUUGACGUGUCCCUUAGUAACGACGGAGUAAACUAUGGUUCUGGUGUAACGUUAUAUGUAUAUGAUUCACUAUGUCAAGAGUUUUUCACAGAUAUUAACGGAAUGGCAACAGUUCGAUUGAAGGACGAGACGUGUUUGAUUGACAAUUAUUGUGUAGAAGGCAACGGCACUAAAGUAAACGACGAAUGCUACAGAUGUCUGACCACAUCUAACAGAUUCAAUUGGACAUUCGAUUGCAACAAACUGGAUGAAGAAGAUGGAGAUAAAACGAUGUUAUACAUAAUUAUUGCAGCAGUUGGCGGAGCUACACUUAUAGUUAUAUCUAUCAUUUUGAUUUGUAUAUUCAAAAGGAGACGAAAUGAUUCUAAAAGGGAAUAUAUUGACAACAGGGAUACAAAUAUGGUAUACAUAAAUGAACACAGGCCACGUAUAGAACCAAACGAUAAUGCUUAUGACAAGUUAGACGACGAACGUCUGGAUAGGAGACCAAACGACACGGGUAAUGUGUAUACUGGAUUAGGGAAGAGUGAUCAGAAAGAUACGUUAAAUUACGAGACACUGACCAAUACAAAUACUCAUCCACAGGACAGGAAGUAUGAAGAACUCAAGCAUAUUCAAGAGAGAACAGUUUAAUAUGAAACACUUCACCAGAGUCAAACAAAGCCAAAUGAGUUGACGCACAAACACGAGGUGUAAUGAAAAUCAAAUUGUAAAAUAUUCAAAACAAAUAACGUUUGCACAACUUAUAACAAAUAUGUAAUGGCAAACGCCGUUUAUAUUAUAUAUAUUACGUGUAUAUUAAUGUUGCCCCUCAAGUUUAUUUAAGCAUACAAUAUACUUUUUGUAAUCAAGGAUCUUUUGAGUUAGCCAGUAUAUUUUUCAUGUAAGGUGCAUUUUGAAAAGCCGUUGUUAGAAUACUGUCAUUCCAUUUAUUGUUUUUAUACUCAAGUUGCCAGUCGGCAGUGGCAUUCACAGUAUUUUGCUAAAAUGAUCAUUGAAAAACUUGAUAUGAAUAACGCUGUUUUAAACGUAAUAAAUUUAUAAACCUGAUAUGAAAAACGGUUUGUUACUUUGGUAUGCUUUCUUAUUAUCAGUUUUCCAUAAAAAAUGUCUUAGCAGCCAAAUCUAUAUAUUUUUCGAUUUUAUAUAUUUUUCAUGUUUCAUGGUAUUUCUGCUUUUCCAGUAUUCAAGUGCUUAUAUAUACAUUAUUGGAUAAAAAUAUAGCCCAAUGUCAAAUACGUUCUGAAGUCUCAAAUUAACUGUUCAAAGCACAAAACAUUACUUAAGAUGUUGUUAUAUUUUCCGGUACUUUGGGACCAUGGAGUGCAUGCAACAUAUGUGUAGAUGAAUUCCGCUUAAACCGUUGGUAGGGGGCGUGAGAAAUGUUGCACUUUUCAUUUCCUCUCAUGAACAGACUCAAUACCACCGAGUCUGCUUUGUUUUCUAAGUUGCAUUCUUUGCUUCCAAAAGAUUUAAUUUAAUGAUAAUAUAAUGAUAUUUCAUCCUGGGUACAGACAAUUAGAAUAUAUGAUGUUUAUAUCAAAGUUUAAUGGAAUUUUAAUAACGGUGCGAAAUAUGCUACAGCAAAUACUUUCUAUUAUUCUUCUGUCACAAUUUCAGAUACGAUAAAUUCACAGCUCAACAUAAAUUAUUUUGCACGUUUCAUUCUAUGCUUCCAAAUAAUCUUCUUGUAGAUUUCAUAAGAAAAAAAAACGUUUUUAACAAAUGUAACCAAAAAAGACUUUUUGUCAAAACUCAUUGAAUACCGGCCUCUAAGUCUCAAUAAAUACAUCGGAAUGAACCAAAAUCUAUUUACACCAAUAUUGGCGUAAAAAUAUAAAGCAAACAAAUCAAUAAGAAGAAAACGUAAAUUCCAACCAACCAAGAAAAAAGUAUAUUCGUUUGUGCACAGCAUGAUCAGCCUGCACUCAUGAGGACAGACACAGGGUGAUCAUAAUAAAUCACCUUGAGCACUUAGUGCUCAGGUGAGCUUAAAAAUACAGUGUACAUGUUGAGGGAGCUGAUUCCAAAUCAACACCUUCAGAAUCGUAGCACCGGUACCCCGUCAUCUUUCUCUAUAAUACUUAGCACUACAUGCUCUCAAAGGACGUAUAAGAAGAUCUUUUGUAAGUAUAUGUCGCGUCGCAAAGACGAAUAUUUAAUUCCAUUAUAU
Messenger RNA from Mercenaria mercenaria, 5021 nucleotides. RefSeq names its product von Willebrand factor D and EGF domain-containing protein-like. The transcript is spliced from 22 exons. The record is from RefSeq and is a predicted model, not a curated record. The coding region runs from base 263 to 3481 and encodes 1072 amino acids. NCBI's taxonomy places the organism in Eukaryota, Metazoa, Mollusca, Bivalvia, Venerida, Veneridae.